AUGGAGGAGGAAAAGCUUGCUGAGCGUAUAAAUGAGCAAAUUGCUAGAGACAUAGAGCAUGGACCAAAAUCUGGUAAGACAAAGGGCAAGAACGAAACUAAGAGUUCCAAAAAGAUUCCAAAAGUCAGCCCUGAACAUAUUGCCGAAGUUAGAGCUAAACGUGAGGCUGCAAAAAAAGCAAAACGGGAUGCCAUGAUCGCCCGUGGACUUGAUCCGGACUGCCCACCGGAUUUACAAUUCAUCAGAAGACCCAUGCUACAUCUGAACCAAAAUGAAACUGGUGGCGGCUUUACUUUCACCAUUAUGACAUACAAUUGUUUGGCUCAGGCUUUGAUAAGGAGAAAAUUAUUUCCAACGAGUGGAAAUGCACUAAAAUGGUUUAAAAGAUCACAGGUACUACUCAACGAGUUCAAACACUAUAAUGCGGACCUUCAUUGCUUACAAGAAAUCGAUUAUAUUCAGUAUCAGUCUUUUUGGAAAGGUGAAUUUAAUAAACUAGGCUAUGAUUCCCAGUACCAUCGUAGUGGAACCAAGAACCACGGAAUAGCGAUCGUAUGGAAACACGAUCUAUUUACGAUGGUUGACAAAAUGCUAAUUGACUACGAUAAAGAGGCGUCCGGUAACAUUGAACCAAGAACAACGACUACAAAUGUCGGCUUAGUUCUCGCCUUGAAGUUUUCAAAUAAAGUACUUGAAAAAUUUCCUCAUUCAAAUAAAAGUGGGAUUAUAAUAGGUACAUCACAUUUGUUUUGGCAUCCUUUUGGAACUUUCGAAAGAACUAGACAAUGCUAUGUCCUACUUAAUAAAAUGAAAGAGUUUUCUCAUCGCGUCAAGCUCUUACAAGGCGCGGAUACCCACUGGUAUCCUUUCUUCUGUGGGGACUUCAAUUCUCAGCCUUUCGAUGCACCAUAUUUAUCAAUGACGUCAAAACCAGUCACUUAUCAAGGCAGGGCCAAAAGAGUCAUCGAAUGUAGCGCCUCAUUUACAUUUUCCAAAGCCCGCGACGGAGAAGAGUGCGACGAUGAAGAGGGCGGCAAUAUUGAAAAGUUUGGAGCGGAUCAACCCGAUCAUCCCGUUCCUGACGAGUUCCAAGCAACUGAUGAGCAAGCUGCUUUGGUGAAAAACAUUGAAAAACUUCACAACGGAUUGGAUAUGCGUGCGAUAUCUAUUUAUUCGAUUGGGUACAAGCACGUUCAUCCUGAAAAUGCUGGAUUAGACAAUGAUGGUAAAGAACCAGAAAUUUCCAAUUGGGCUCAUACGUGGAGAGGCCUGCUGGACUACAUAUUUUUCAUCAAAUCAUGGGAUUAUUCUGAUCGCAGAACGCCAGACAAGAUUGAAACGUUUGAACAGGAAAAUGGCGUAAAAAUCAAAAGUCUGCUCAGAAUGCCACCUGCCGCUGAAAUGCCAGACCAUGGCCAACCUCACGAGGGAGAAUAUGCAAGCGACCACCUUUCAAUGAUUUGUGAGUUGGAACUUGACAUGUAA
Molecule: messenger RNA, 1485 nt
Organism: Lachancea fermentati
Lineage: Eukaryota; Fungi; Ascomycota; Saccharomycetes; Saccharomycetales; Saccharomycetaceae
Source: the annotation of a GenBank genome assembly